CAAGAUGGAAGAUGUCUUUGGACUUUCCACUGCUCCUGGGCUUUCUGUCUGCCUUCGGGGUGUUCUUCGGCUGUCCGACGGUUGCACUGGGAAGCUACUAACUCCAGUCACAAACCUGGAGUAAAGACAGCCUGCAUCUUCUGCUGCACAUCAAGUUCCUCAGAUGGAUACGGGUUAAUACUUGCUAAGGAUAGUACCGAUUUUACUCAGUGAAUGAAUGAAGAGGUAACUUCCACGCUUGGAGCAAAAGAAAUUGGGAUCUGAAAACAAUUUGUGGCACUGUCACCAGAUGUUUUAUUGUUGAUUUUAUGGCUACAUAAUUAUGACAUAGAAUCUGUGCUGUCUCUCACCGCAAGAAGCAAAUAUGGAUCCUGCAGGUGAUGGUUCGUUCAACGACAAGUUAAUGGAUUUUCAUGAUUGAUGCACAAGACGCAGAUGACAGUUGGUACCAUCUUGCACAACAUCUAAGGAAACAAAAGUCAAAAGAAGUCCCAUGGAAUAGCGCUGGCUACCAAAAAUGCCAGUUGCCAUACGCAAGAGAAGUUGGGAGGAUCAUGUGACUCACCCCUCGGGAUUACAGUACAGCUACGAUGAUCUAGAUCUGAUCUGCUGCCAUGGCGUUGACAGCGAAGGGCUUUGGAGGGGGUCAGGGUCCUCCAAACAGGGCCGGUGGAUAAGGUGUGCCUCCUUGCCAGAAGGUUGCCACAAACUGUUUGUAGAUGAGCUGGCUCAGAGGCCGCAUGUUGGAGAUAGUAACAUUAACACUCCACUUGAAAAGAAGGUAGUACGUAGCCCUCGCAAAUGUAUGGUUGUGCCUCAUAUAGACCACCUGAAAACAAACUGUCUUGACCCAGAAGAGCUUUGCAGUAUUUCCUCAAGUGAUAAAAGCAGUGGUAUUAUUUUUUGUGCAACUGACAGCAACGCCCAGAGUGAAGAAAUUGAAGUUGGCACAGAGAGGGAUUAUAAUGUCUUUAAAAAUCCACAUAUCUCUCGUGAUGAGCAACAAUGCAUCGCUAUAUCUUCAAACAAUGGGCCCCCACUAUUGCAAUCUGCUGCUGGACAGCCUGGCAAACUUCCAAAUCAGCACCAAACAAAGGAGGGUCAUACAGAUGGUUACAGCAGACCUCUUGAAAUUUCUCAGGCCACAUUGAUGCCGUGCUCAGCUCCUCGACAAGAACCUCAGCUUGACCUCCCAGAUGUUGAGGACAUAAUUUCCAUCCCUGGCCGUGCUGGCAGAAAGAUAACCUCGGGCGGUAAUACAAUGGAUAGUCUUCUUGUGAUGUCACUGACUAACAAAGCUGUGGAGCCAAUCAUGACUGCAUUGGGAGAAGGAAAAUGUGACAACGGACCAACUGAAAUCUGUACCACAGAUUCAGCUGACAAACUGGGUGGAUUAAAUAACCCAGGAGCCCUGAAUGAAAACUCAGGACCUGAGCAUACUUCCAUAGACAUUGAAGAAGCAAAGCAGGACUGCACUGGAGCACAGGAUCGGGCCCCUUGUUGUGAAAUGUCUUUCAAGACAUUGUUGGAGAAUCGUGAUUCCGAAACAAGAGCAAUCAAAAAGGUUCAAGGAGAGGAAAGCAGACCAGCAGAAAGAGGCGGCGAAUCAGCAGAUGUCAGGUUGGGGCCAAUGAUAUCACCUGAUAUUUGUGCCAAAGUUGAGUCUUCCUCAAUCAGCAUGGAAGCACCCUGUGAGCAACCAGGAUCUACGAAGUCAAAAGGAGACAUCAAUAUUCAGUGUGUAGUGAUGACUGCAGGUCAGCCAAAGAAAGACACUAAUGAUAUCGUCUACACGACCUCUGCUGCAACUGAUCAGUUAGAAAAUAAUUGUUUAUCAUUGGACACUAUCCCAGAGGUAAGCCAGGUUGAGGCAGGGGGAAACCAUGUACCUGCUUCUAUGAACAAAACAAUUCCCUCCCACAAGAAUGAUGAAUAUACAACGGCUGAACAACACCCCCAAAACCUGCCUGCCCUCGCAGCAGAGGUCAACAAUGAGCUGUCACUUGAGGGACUCCAUGGCAACGGUCACCUCAGUGAGUCACCUGGUUCUGAGGUUGGAGCUGGUCAGAACGAACACCACAUACAUGUGGCUGCCGUACGUAGAACGGAGCAGACAGACAACGCCAUGCAGGAGGGUAGUCCCAGCGACAUAUGCCUUGCCAGUCCAGUUUUAGGUGGGAUGUGCGAGUCUGGAGCUCACAAGGCAGAAGACAUGGUGAAAGUGCGCAUUAAGAAGCGAGACCAUGCUCGUCUGGACUCCAUGGUGCUACUGAUGAUGAAGUUGGACCAAUUGGACCAGGAAAUUGAGAAUGCCCUGUGUGUCAACUCUUCCACUGAUAGCACCCCCACCCUCCAUCGCCGUCGACAACUGGACUUCGAUUUGGGAUCUGCGUCUGUAUCAUCACACCUGCUGCAUCUGCAAGGCGCUGCUGCUCCAGCUUCAUUAGCCACAGCAACCCUAGGAGCAAAGCCAAAGACUGGGAGUACCACAAUUCCAGAGAGGACAAAACCUGAGAUUGAAGCCAAAGAGGCCUGUACCUGGCUCCGGGCAGCAGGCUUCCCACAAUAUGCCCAGCUUUAUGAAGAUGCCCAGUUUCCCAUUGACAUAUCCUCAGUCACCAGGGACCACGACUUCCUUGAUCGGGAUGCCAUUGAGGCUCUCUGCAGGAGACUCAACACCCUCAACAAGUGUGCACUAAUGAGACUGGAGAUAUCGCCGCAAAGAAAAAGGAGUGAAGACUCCGAUGAGGAUGAGCCCUGCGCCAUCAGUGGUCGCUGGACCUUUCAAAGAGACAGCAAGCGCUGGUCCCGUAUGGAGGAGCUGGAGGUUUUCUCUUCAUUGUACACAGAUGGAGCACAAGCACCUCCUGCAAAGGACCAAGUAACCAAAAAGCUGGCCCUGUGUGAGGGAAACAGUUCUGAGAGUGUGCUGACUGAUCUCAGUGAGCAGCCUGAAGUGGGCUCCAUCCACAGCAGCGGUAGCGGCGGAAGAGUAGAGCAAAAGAGCCAUGACGUGAACCUUCAUUUACCGAAGGAAGCCAUUCCUGUUGGAGCCACUCGUGCCAGCUCUGUAGCGAGCAUGUGCUCAUCGUCGGGCACAGGCGGGUCGGGGUGCGCUAAUGAGGACUCUUUGUCUGACGGGCUGCCUCCAUCACCCUUGGAGACGCUUGGACGGUUCACCUUUGAUGUGAAAAUGGGAGAACUCGGGGGAAGUCUCGACCGUAGUGGCGGGAGUGGUAAAAGCACACGCUCGAGAGCCAAGAGCUUCCUCAAGAGGAUGGAGAGUCUACGGCUGCGCAGUGGCACCACCUCCAAGAGGAAGAAAAAAGGUAGCACUGGUGGAGGGAAGAUAGAGAUCAGUGGUCCUGUCAUCAAAGAAGGUCUGGAUGAUGACAAGCUGCAACGGCUCAACUGUGUGGACAUCCCAAGUAUUAACUUCAACCAGAACCUCAAUCACCAACGCAGUCCAACUCAGACGAUGACACUUAACAGGAAUCGCUCCAUCUCCUACUCCACUCAGACUAGCAAUGGCAGCACUGGAAGCACAGGGAGCAGCCAGUCUGAAGCUAGCAGCGGCAGUGCAGUGAGCACACCAAGCCCGGUGACGCGCGCUCGUAGCCACAGCACGGUGGCAGGCUCAGCUAAGAGGGGAGGAAUGUACUUAGAAGGGUUCGAUCCCUUCAGCAUUCUCCAGCAAGCAUCCAAUCUGCAGCCAACGCCUCCACCUAAAUCAGCCCCACCUGUCCCGUGUCAGGCAAAUAUGGGGAUGAGUAUUGAUGAGCAGAAUCGAAGGAACAACCACAGAGUUCAAGAUGAUGGCAGACAAGCGGAGGAAGAAGAAGAGGAUGGCAUGGUCUUCUUCUAUUUACCAGAAGGUCACAAGCCGGGCACUUUCCCCAAAGCUCUGCAAGAUGGGAGCUCACGCAACAACAACGGCAAUGAUAACGGAAACUCUGUUAUCCUCAGGGGGCGACAAAGUAGACGCCAACGUCGCGUCUCUUCCGGCUCUGUGGACAGCCGCCUUAGUUUUUAUGACAAUGUUCCAUAUAUCGAGAGAGAAGGGGAAGAAGGGGACGAACGAAAAUUGGAUGAAGUGCUCCAACAUGUCAGCGGCCUGCAGCGCUUUGUUAACGCCUGGUCCGAGGCCAUAGGAGCUGAUGAGGAGGAGGAUGAGGAGGACGAGGAGGAGGAGGAAGGAGACUCAGAUUCAGCGCUGGACUCAGCCUCGCCUUGCCCGUCCUCACCUCUGCAGAACCGUUUGGAGGAGACAGAGAAUGGAAGUGACCAAGACAGCACAGGAAACCCCCUGGGUGAAGGCGAGGAGGGGAUGAGGGACAGGAGAGAUUCUGGUGUUGGAGCAUCGCUAACAAGAACCAGCAGGCCGCAGAAACUCCGCUGGUUGAGCUUCCAGAACUCUCAUCGUCCCAGUUUGGCAUCCGCCCAGCUCCAGAUUAGCUGCCAGUCUGUGCUGCAGAUGAAUCUCCUUCAGAAGCUCUCACUGCUGCAGCUCACCGCCCUGCUGGAAAGGCACACCCCUACAAACAAACACGGCUUCAGCUGGGCCGUUCCAAAGUUUAUGAAGCGGAUGAAGGUGCGCGACUACAAAGACAGGAAUGUGUUCGGUGUUCCGCUGCAAGUCAUCGUCCAACGCACCGGUCAGCCCCUCCCUCAGGGCAUCCAGCAAGCUAUGCGUUACUUGCGAAACCAAUGCCUCGACCAGGUGGGUCUUUUCAGAAAGUCAGGAGUUAAGUCCCGUAUCCAAGCUCUGCGUCAGAUGAACGAGACCAGCGGAGCGGACGGGGGAGGGGUCAGCUACGAGGGCCAGUCCGCCUAUGACGUUGCUGACAUGCUGAAGCAGUACUUCCGAGACUUGCCGGAACCGCUGCUCACCAGCAAGCUGUCUGAGACCUUUCUGCAGAUCUACCAGUACAUGCCCAAAGAGCUCCGCCUCCAGGCCGCCCGCACCGCCGUCCUGCUGCUUCCCGACGAGAACCGGGAGGCUCUGCGGACGCUGCUCUGCCUCCUGAGCGAUGUGACGGCCAGCGUGGCAGAGAACCAGAUGACGCCCACCAACUUGGCUGUGUGUCUGGCGCCAUCCGUCUUCCAUCUCAACACCCUGAGGCGCAAAGAGAGCUCCUCGCCAAGGGUAAUGAACAGGAAGCCAACUCUGGGAAAGCCGGAUCAGAGAGACCUGAACGAGAACCUGGCUGCAACUCACGGCCUGGCACACAUGAUCCAGGAGUGCAGGAAACUUUUCCGGAUCCCAGAGGAGAUGAGUCGCUGCAGGAACUCCUACGUGGAGCAGGCUCUGCUGCCGCGACGCUUGGAGGAGCUGUCGGGCGGCCACGAUGGGCAAGGAGGCUACCGGUCUUACCUCCGCGAUAGCCUUGAUGCUCUUCUCAAAGAGGCCAAGGACAAGUUCAAAGGCUAUGACAGCUUGUCCACCCUCGAGCAAGCGGAGCUGGCCUAUCGCAAGGUACAUGACGGCUUCCCAUUGAGGCUGUGGAAGGUGACCGUUGAGGUUCCCGCACAUCCGGAGGGGGUCCUGACCCGGCUGCUGAGGGAGCAAGCCCGUUGGGACGAGGACCUGUAUGAGAGCCGUGUGGUGGAAACCCUGGACGAGAGGACAGAGGUGUACCAGUACGUCAGGAACAGCAUGGCCCCGCAUCCCAUGAGGGACCACCUGGUGCUCAGAACAUGGAUAACAGACUUGCCAAAGGGGGCGUGUGCGCUGGUGGCUACAUCAGUGGAUCAUGCGGCGGCGCCCGUGGUGGGCGUACGUGCCAACGUGCUCCUGUCGCGCUACUUUAUUGAGCCCUGCGGUGCUAACAAAUCCCGAGUCACGCACAUUUCCAGGAUUGACUGCAGGGGUCGCUUCCCAGAGUGGUACAACAAGCUGCAUGGACACUUGUGUGCUGCCGAGGUGGCGCACAUUCGUGACUCCUUCACUUUGCCCAUGGACAAAUGAGACUUUUGGAGCUUCAUUUUGUUUCUUAAUGUCAUUUCGUUGACAAACACAGGACAAACUUUGCCUCCUGGAUUUGAAGGACUUUUUUUUUUUUCAAGCAUAUUAUUACCAUUUUAAAAAAAGCCCUCUGUGUCCUGUCAUCUAAAUAUUUAUGUGGGCCAAAGAACACAGCGACACGGAUGUGAGGAUCAGAGCGCUAUUGCUUCUGAGAAGCAAGAGAAUCGCAUGCGUAACGAGAGCAACAUCAUAGUUUAUAGCAACAUACGCCAGUGUACAUACACUAACUACUCUUUUCACACUUAUUAGUGGCUGUCUUGUCUUUUUUUUUUGUUUUGUCGAUUACAUGUGGGAGUAAGCGCACACGAUUUUUAUGACAUUGUGCGGAUUGAUUGGCGGCUGAAGAAAGACGUGAAUGUGUGCCGGCUGUAAUAUGCAGAGGAGAGGACAAGUGAUGAAGAGAUGAAAAGAAGCGGGUGGCUGGCUCACCAAAUCAACAUCAGGAAAGCACCGUGGCACCUCCCGAAAAGUCCCGUUGGAAGGAAUUAUGUUCAACACAGGAGACCAAUAGACACACAUGGACCAAAUUAAGAUAAUAAAAACACUACUGCAUGUUAGCGUCACAACCCAAAAUCAAUAGCACAGCUUUUAUUGUACUUGGUAGCUUCACCAACAUGUUAGCGGUAAGAAAACGUCCAUCAACAGAAACAAACCAAAAAGAUCCUUUUAUAAAGGUGGAGAUUUUACAGGUUUUACUGUAAAGACGAGGGCAGAUUGCAUGUUAGUGGAAGGAAGACAAGCUUCUCUCACUCUUAACACACUUUCACUAAACCAUUGUCCAUUUAUGUAACCUCUCUACCAAAUAAUAACACAUGACCGUUAAUUUAAAAAACAAAUAUAUUUAUACCUCAUAUAUAUGUUUGGUUCAUUUUGUAUUGUAUUAUUGUAUUGUAAAUGUUACACUUUGUGUUACGGAAGUGGAAAAAAAAAGCUUUAUCUUUUUUAUUAUUAAUGUUAUUUCUGUACAGGUUAAUCAAAGUGCACUAUUAAAUGUAUUAAAAUAAUUCUAUGU
Dunckerocampus dactyliophorus (ringed pipefish) is the source of this 7037-nucleotide messenger RNA. RefSeq names its product DLC1 Rho GTPase activating protein (gene dlc1). Gene Ontology annotation, biological process: regulation of Rho protein signal transduction; signal transduction; actin cytoskeleton organization. Gene Ontology annotation, molecular function: protein binding; lipid binding; GTPase activator activity. NCBI's taxonomy places the organism in Eukaryota, Metazoa, Chordata, Actinopteri, Syngnathiformes, Syngnathidae. Bases 518 to 5968 code for a protein of 1816 amino acids. The transcript has 18 exons. The record is from RefSeq and is a predicted model, not a curated record. Gene Ontology annotation, cellular component: focal adhesion; membrane raft.